AUGUCAGAUAUGGAAGAAUUGGAUGUCAAAGCCAAACAGUACACUCCUCAGCUAUUUUUAGAGUCUGAGGACAAGACGGACGAGGCUAGAAGUACAUUUAAUGAACUUCAAGAAUGCACAUACUCUUCUAAGAGUACUGGUUCCUCCGGGCAACAUGAACAUAUGACUUGUGAUUGUUAUGAAGAUUGGGAUUCAGAUAAGCAACAGAAUAUGGCUUGUGGUGAAGAUUCAGACUGUAUCAAUAGAGUAACUUCAGUCGAAUGUAGUAAUAAAUUUUGUACAUGUGGAAAUGACUGUCAGAACCAGAGAUUUCAAAAAAAACAAUACGCUAAUGUAACUGUUAUUCAAACUGAGUUGAAAGGAUAUGGUUUGAGAGCCAAUGAAGAUAUUUCCGAAUCAAGCUUUAUAUACGAAUAUAUAGGUGAGGUGAUUGAUGAAGAAAGCUUCAGGAAGAGAAUGAUUGAUUAUGAUACUAAAAAGUUGAUACAUUUUUAUUUUAUGAUGUUGAAAAAGGAUUCAUUCAUUGAUGCAACUAUGAAAGGUUCGUUAGCUCGUUUUUGUAACCAUUCGUGUAACCCAAAUGCAUAUGUUGAUAAAUGGGUUGUUGGUGAAAAAUUAAGAAUGGGUAUAUUUUCCAAGAGAAAUAUUCAAAAAGGCGAAGAAAUCACAUUCGACUAUAACGUUGAUAGAUAUGGUGCACAAUCUCAACCAUGUUAUUGCGGUGAACCAAAUUGUAUAAAAUGGAUGGGUGGAAAAACUCAGACUGAUGCUGCGUUAUUAUUGCCUGAUGGAAUCUCUGAGGCACUAGGUGUUACUCAUAAGCAAGAAAGACAAUGGUUGAAGGAAAAUAAACAUCUUAGAUCCAAACAACAAAGUGACGAAUCAAUUAUUAACGAAGCAUUUGUUAAGUCUAUAGAGGUUUCAGCCUUAACCGAAAGUGAUGUUUCGAAGGUAAUGGGUGCUUUGAUGAGGGUUCAAGAUUUAAACAUAACUCAGAAAUUGAUAGAGAGGAUAUACUUGACUAGCGAUGACAGUAUAAACUCCUCAAUUAUAAGAGUUCACGGUUAUAAAACUUUAUCACAAACCAUUAAAGCAUUUAAAGAUGAAGAUAAGGAGCUAAUAAGCAAAAUAUUAAUUAUCUUAGCCAAAUGGCCAAAGGUUACACGUAACAAAAUCUCGUCAUCCCAGAUUGAGGAUGUAGUUAAAGACAUCAAUACCAAUAGUAAUGACGACAACUUAAAAAAGUUAUCAUCUGAUUUACUAGCUGAAUGGGGUAAGCUACAAAUGGCAUAUAGAAUUCCAAAGAAUAUUGGUAAUGAUAAAGAAUCAAACUCGCCUGCAUUGUACGGUAGAAAUGCCAGAUCUAGAUCCAGAUCCAGAUCACCGGAUAGAGGAAAAUCUGCCGAGCCUCAGCAUGUGGAAACCGACGAGGCAUUACCAGAUGGUUGGCAAACGGCAUUUGACCCUAACACUCAAACUAAUUACUAUUACCAUGCAGAAUUAGGAAUUUCUAAAUGGGAAAGACCAAUUAAGGAAGUUCCAAAAGGUCCAAAGGGUCCGAAAGCUUUACCAGUCAGCGAGCCUAUACAAAGACCUAAUCUGAACAGCAAUGGAAGGAGUUAUAAUGAAGAGGAACUCACUAGGAGAGAAGAAGAAAGGUUGAAAAGAGAAAAAGAGGAACAAUUUAAAGAAAUUCAACAGAAAGAAAGACUUUUACAAGAAUUGAUCCUUCAAUCUCAGAAAGAGCUAGAAGAGAAAAAAUCGUUUGAAGAGAAGAUGAAGCUAGAAAAACUUGAGAAAGAAAAAGAAAGACAAGCGCUUAAACGUAAAAAGCUCAAAAAGUCCAAGUCAUCUAUACCACCAGCACCACCAGUUCCAAUUGACGGACAAUGGACAAAAACAUUUGCUAAGCAUGUUCCUAACUUUCUCAAGAAAUAUGAAGCGGAAAUUGGUAGGGAUAAUAUCAAAGGAUGUGCGAAAGAGUUAGUGAAAACUUUAGUAGCUAAGGAAAUGAAAAAGAAUCCAGAUACUAAACCUCCUAAAGAAUUAGAUAAUGCAAAAUUAAAGAAAAUAAAGGAAUACUCGAAGAUGUUCAUGGAUAAAUUUUUGAUUAAAUAUAGAUCCAAGCAUGAUAAGAAGAGAAGUCAUAAUGAAGAAAAUGGAGGAACCAAGAGGGUGAAACCUGAUGUCGAAUAG
Debaryomyces hansenii CBS767 is the source of this 2196-nucleotide messenger RNA. RefSeq names its product histone methyltransferase (gene SET2). NCBI's taxonomy places the organism in Eukaryota, Fungi, Ascomycota, Pichiomycetes, Serinales, Debaryomycetaceae. The record is from RefSeq and is a predicted model, not a curated record. Gene Ontology annotation, biological process: regulation of DNA-templated transcription. The coding region runs from base 1 to 2196 and encodes 731 amino acids. The transcript has a single exon. Gene Ontology annotation, cellular component: chromatin; chromosome; nucleus. Gene Ontology annotation, molecular function: protein binding; histone H3K36 methyltransferase activity.